AUGUUUCUUUUAAGAGUUCACACACCUUUAGACAGAUUCUGUGGUGCUGAACUUUUUUUGUUGGCUCUGAAACCAGAAGAUUUGAAAAAAGAUAAGGCAAUCGUUCUUGAAGCAGUCAAACGAUAUGGCUGUGCACUCCAAUACGCUUCAGAAGAUUUGAAAAAGAACAAAAAAAUUGUUCUCACAGCAGUCAAACAAGAUGAAAAUGCACUUCAAUUCGCUUCAGAAAAUUUACGAAAGGACAGAGACAUUGUUUUUGAAGCAGUUCAACAAGAUGGUUGGACACUUCAAUAUGCUUUAGAAGAUUUGAACAACGACAAGGAAAUUGUUUUGGAAGCGGUCAAACAUAGUGAACUAUAUGAUUGUGCACUUCAAUAUGCCUCAGAAGAUUUGAGAAAAGACCGACUAUUUGUCCUUAAAGCCGUCAAACUACAUGGCAAUGGACUUCAAUAUGCCUCAGAAGAAUUGAAAAAAGACAAAGAAAUUGUUCUUGCAGCAGUCAAACAAUAUGGUGGUGCAUUUCAAUAUGCUUCAGAAGAUUUUCGAAAGGACGAACAAAUUGUUCUUGAAGCAAUCAAACAAUAUGCUAACAUGUUUCGACAUGCUUCAGAAGAUUUAAAAAAAGACAGACAAUUUGUUCUUAAAGCAGAUGAACAAAUUGUUUUAGAAGAAGUGAAACAAAAUGGUUUGGCUCUUCAAUAUGCUUCAGAGAAUUUGAGAAAGGACAAGAACCUAAUUCUCGCAGUCAAACAAGAUUUGAGAAAAGACAAGGAAUGCUAUUGUCCAGGAAAAAUUAUGUAUUCCUAUACAGAGAGAGCACGAAAUGUUUCUCGCCUCAUCGUUCCCAAUGUGGAAGUACGAAAGGACUAA
Molecule: messenger RNA, 870 nt
Organism: Naegleria fowleri
Lineage: Eukaryota; Heterolobosea; Eutetramitea; Acrasida; Naegleriidae
Exons: 3
Coding region: 1-870 (289 amino acids)
Source: RefSeq, a predicted model, not a curated record